Molecule: messenger RNA, 1379 nt
Organism: Sceloporus undulatus (fence lizard)
Lineage: Eukaryota; Metazoa; Chordata; Lepidosauria; Squamata; Phrynosomatidae
Gene: CCDC25
Product: coiled-coil domain containing 25
Exons: 9
Coding region: 5-751 (248 amino acids)
Source: RefSeq, a predicted model, not a curated record
CUCUAUGGAAGGCGCCUCUGCUAGCGUCACUUCCGCUUGCACCGGAAGUGGCUGUCUUUUGGCGAGAGCCUGCGGCGGGGUCGCUAAGGCGGACGCGAAGGAGGCCCGCGGGGGGCGGACCGUUGCCAUGGUGUUCUACUUCACCUCCAGCGUGGUCCCUGCUCCUUAUACAAUUUAUAUGGGAAAGGACAAAUAUGAAAAUGAAGACCUCAUAAAAUAUGGCUGGCCAGAAGAUAUUUGGUUUCAUGUGGACAAGCUCUCCUCUGCACAUGUGUACCUCCGGUUACACAAGGGACAGACGAUAGAUGAUAUUCCAAAAGAGGUUUUGAUUGACUGCGCACAACUUGUGAAGGCCAACAGUAUUCAAGGCUGCAAAAUGAGCAAUGUCAAUGUCGUAUACACCCCAUGGAGCAACCUGAAGAAAACGGGAGACAUGGAUGUGGGACAGAUCGGGUUUCACCGGCAAAAGGACGUGAAGACCUUGACGGUGGAGAAGAGGGUGAACGAGAUCUUGAACAGGCUGGAGAAGACCAAAGUGGAGCGAUUCCCAGACCUGUCGGCCGAGAAGGAAUCCCGCGACCGGGAGGAGAGGAAUGAGAAGAAGGCCCAGAUCCAAGAAAUGAAGAGGAAAGAGAAGGAGGAGAUGAAAAAGAAGAAGGAGAUGGAAGAGCUUAGGAGUUACUCUUCCUUAAUGAAGGCAGAGAACAUGUCCUCUAACCAGGAUGGCAACGAUUCAGACGACUUCAUGUAACCAAGGGUGCCCUCCUUCUGGAUGGCUGAGGUGGACUUUUUGUUGAGGAUGCCAGAAACAAGCAAAUGAACCUGGGAGUCUCUGUAUUUGAUUCAUUGUGGGCAGCCUGUGCCUGGGAGGAGGCACUCUUCUCCUAAGAAAGAGAGAGAUCGAGAGAGUUUCUGCGGAUGCUCUGUGGCGGCCAGUUUUGACUCGAGAGACACCGGGGCGUGCGUGUUUUCUUGGGAAGUUGGGGCAGAAGCCGCUUUUUUAAAGUCUCCUGCUAGAGAAGUGCUUGUUCUGCCUGCAACCUCCUUGCCCAGCAGAGCUCCCUGCUGUGCUUUGCCAUCAAUGGGGUCCCUGACCAGAGGAUGCUCUUGUCUCAUGGUAUUUGAGAUCUAGAGGUUUGGCGUUGGUUCCCCCCCCCCCCAUUUUUUGCAAGUUUUGGGGGACCUAAUUUGAGCAUGCCUGUGUGGAGAGCUUGGGAUUUUCUUCCUCUUGAAAGUCCAUGGAGUUGAGCUUAGUGCCGCUCUGUUCCCAUGCUGUAUAAAAUGCUUGCCUGGAGAAGCCACCCAUGUGUAGCUGGCAGCCACUUUCCUAUUCCCCAAGGGUCACUGUCAUGAUUCGAGUAAAGAUGUGUCUGCUUCUA